Molecule: messenger RNA, 2088 nt
Organism: Danaus chrysippus (African queen)
Lineage: Eukaryota; Metazoa; Arthropoda; Insecta; Lepidoptera; Nymphalidae
Source: the annotation of a GenBank genome assembly
AUGAUGAACAACAAUCAGUUCCACGAGCUGUUUGGGUCUCAGUGGCCUCCCGACCAGCACGGGGGACACUCGUCGGCGACCACCAUGCUGCACCAGGGGCAGCAGCCGAUGACGCUCAAGAGGGAGCCGCACGACGUGCCCGGGAUGCACUCCAUGGGGAUGGACAUCACCAACAGCUCCGUGGCCGACAGCACCUCCCCGCCUCCCGGGAACAGCGACUCUAUGUUCGGAACAUCCAUUUCAGGAAUGUUUAUGGAUAAAAAAGCCGCUAACUCCAUCAGAGCCCAAAUCGAGAUCAUACCUUGCAAGGUGUGCGGAGACAAGUCAUCUGGAGUACAUUAUGGUGUCAUCACUUGUGAGGGAUGCAAGGGCUUCUUUAGGAGGUCACAGAGCACAGUGGUCAACUACCAGUGCCCGAGGAACAAGGCUUGUGUUGUGGACCGAGUUAACAGGAACAGAUGCCAGUACUGCAGGCUACAGAAGUGUCUUAAGCUGGGGAUGAGCCGCGAUGCGGUGAAAUUCGGUCGUAUGUCCAAGAAACAGCGUGAAAAAGUCGAAGAUGAGGUGAGAUUCCAUCAAGCACAGAUGAGAGCACAGACGGAUGCUGCGCCCGACUCUGUGUAUGACGCGCAGCAACAGACGCCGAGCUCCAGCGACCAGUUCCACGGACACUAUAACAGCUACCAGAACUACGGCUCCCCGCUGUCCUCAUACGGGUACAACGCGCCUCUAAACUCCAACCUGAACAUUCAAGCCCAACCUCCCCAAUACGACGUGUCAGCCAACUACGUGGACUCCACCACGUACGAACCCAAGCAGCCCGGCUUCCUCGACACUGACUUCAUAGAUCAUGACGAACAACAAAAAACCAUACGAGCGUCGACAUCAACAACAACAGCGACGACAUCAACAACAACAAUGAGACAACAGAGCGAUGUGAGCCGACCGAGGAUACAGGAGUUCGACAGAUACGAUGAGAGGAUUCAGACGCCGCCUAGCGUUAUAGCUAUCAAACAGGAAAUCAAACCUGAGACUUCCAUGGGUGUUGACAAUCUAGUGGCGAGCUAUGUCGACUCAACGACAUUCCUACAUAGUCCAUCGAACAUAAAUAGUCCAAUGGACAUACAGAAUUCUGUGCUAGUGAGCGGACAGAGUUCAGUCUCGUUGACAAGUGAAGAACUCAGUCCGGAUGACCUAACGAACAGUAACGCGCGACUAAUGGAUCCUCUCAACAUGAACAUGUCAGGAAUGGGUAUGGUGAAUCCAAACGCUGUCUCCACACGCAGACAACAAGGAAACACGGAUGAUCUGCCGUCGGAAGGUGAAAUAAGUAAGGUACUGGUUAAAAGUCUUGCUGAGGCUCACGCUAACACGAACCCCAAGUUGGAGUACAUACACGAGAUGUUCAGGAAGCCGCCCGAUGUAUCUAAGUUACUAUUCUAUAACUCGAUGACGUACGAGGAGAUGUGGCUCGACUGUGCCAACAAGCUCACAUCAAUGAUUCAGAACAUCAUAGAGUUCGCUAAACUCAUACCGGGCUUCAUGAAGCUGAGCCAGGACGACCAGAUACUGCUGCUGAAGUCAGGUUCGUUCGAGCUGGCCAUCGUCCGUCUGUCUCGUCUGAUAGACAUCAACAGAGACCACGUGUUGUACGGCGACGUGGUGCUACCUAUAAGGGAGUGUGUACACGCACGUGAUCCCCGCGACAUGUCACUAGUGGCGGGUAUAUUCGACGCCGCUAAGACCAUCGCCAGACUGAAGCUGACGGAGACUGAACUGGCGCUGUACCAGAGCCUGGUGCUGCUGUGGCCUGAGCGUCACGGUGUCCGCGGCAACCCUGAGAUCCAGAUGUUGUUUAACAUGUCCAUGGCCACCAUGAGACACGAGAUAGAGACCAACCACGCGCCGCUCAAGGGGGACGUCACUGUACUGGACACGCUGCUGGCUAAGAUACCCACCUUCAGAGAGCUGUCACUAAUGCACCUCGAGGCUCUCUGUCGCUUCAAGGCCGCUCAUCCACACCACGUUUUCCCAGCGCUCUAUAAGGAGCUGUUCUCACUGGACAGCGUGCUGGACUACACUCAGUAA